Messenger RNA from Sclerotinia sclerotiorum 1980 UF-70, 3762 nucleotides. RefSeq lists its product as hypothetical. NCBI's taxonomy places the organism in Eukaryota, Fungi, Ascomycota, Leotiomycetes, Helotiales, Sclerotiniaceae. The transcript has 3 exons. Gene Ontology annotation, molecular function: ubiquitin-protein transferase activity. The record is from RefSeq and is a predicted model, not a curated record. The coding region runs from base 1 to 3762 and encodes 1253 amino acids.
AUGACUCGAGAUACUCCAAGAAUUCAGGAAGAACGAAGCUUCAGCGGCGAAGAUGAUAUCCUCAAAGCCUUGUGGGUCGCUGCUCCUUUCCCAUACCUUCCUCAAGAUGCGCCGGACGAGUUGAAGAAACUCACAAUAGACGUCGAGGAUCCUAAACAAUUACAUGUCAUCCAUAACGCGAGCAGGCGACACCACUUUCAGUUAAUGGUAGAAAGCCAGGACAAUCCCGAACGAGGUCUCUGUCGCAAUCCUUUGGCAGAUUCACCGGUCCAACUCAACAAGCAUGUUAGAGUUACUGCACGAAGGAACAUAUCUGGGCCUAAGAAAAUACAUGUCAGUGGAGGGGAAACUACGAAAAGGAGCACGCCUAGUACAGAUAACGAGAGGUUCAGACCGGAUCCCUCACGAGCCUGCUCGACUGCAACUACUUCUGGUACUAGGAGUUUUAGAGAUAAUGUAGCGAGUAAUGAAGACAGUUCCGGUCAGAGUAGGAAAUCAAGAACUACCAUCCUGGAGGAAUAUACCACAACAGAUCAUAAAUCUUUCAUUCAAAAUGUGUUUGGUACGGUAGCUUUCAAAAUGGUGGAAUGGUUGACACCAAGAAAUCUGGAAGCACUCGCGAACCCGAACGACACCGCCUUGGAUUCAGAUGUGCGUUCCUCAUCACUGGCUCAGUCAACACCAAGUGAUGGCGCGAGCACACCGGCACAGAAACUGGAAAGUCCAAGUGCGGUGGAGACGGAGCUGUCAAGCAACAAAAGUUUCUUGCCGAAAUCUUCUGAAGUUUCAGCUGAAAUAUCAGGUGUUCCAGACCGCACGGUUAGGAACGAAGAGUCUACUGGUGCCGACGCUACAGACAUAAGUACACGGAGGGAGAUAAGCCCAAAUUUAUCACCUACUAUACCUACCGAUACCAAGCCUGGCAUUCAAUCGAGUCCAAAGGUACUGCACAAUGAAUCUGCACAUGUUGCAGGCGGGAGACCUCGGAGGAGGACAGACUCUUAUGACGCCCAUAUUUCUAAAGGAAUUUUGAACCUCUCAACUUCGCCAAGGACGACUGACACUGAUACUAGCCCCCCUUUAUCUCAUCAAUACAUCCACUCGAAGCCUAAACCGACCCGGCAUACCAUGAUAACCAAACCUGUUCUCCAUGUAUCCGAGAAGGACACUCCCUCGCCCAUAACGCCCGUGAUCAGUGCCUCGGUUAAGCCUUCUGUACCGGCGGAACCUGAAUCCGACCUCAAAUCCGAUUCAGAGGAUAACGCAGCCAAAAACAGCUCAGUUGAAUGUCAAAAACUCGAGCCACGUUUAUCCGAUGAAAAACUACCACAAUCCCUCUCAUCACUACCCAUCGAGGUGGUUAAUCUGAUAUGUGACAUUCUCGAAAAUGAUAAAACUUUCGAGAAGCACCAACUACAUCCUGAUCACAUAGACGAUGAUUUGAAGAGACAUCAAGUACAUAAAACUCCUUUACAUCGAAAUAUCAACUCGUCAAGUGGCUAUCCAAAAUCAAUGAAAAACCAAUGGCGUCGAUUCAUUGAUCAGAGUUUGUACUCUGUUCUAAGUAGUCCCGAUUCUCUGAUAAAAUCUUUCACUGGCCGAGAUGGACAGAUAUUUGACACGCAGACUAUUUGGUACUGCAUGUUACGGAUGACUCGAGUCGCACCAUCUAUUGUAUUUGACAGCCUAUGGAUUGCCGCUGGAACACUUUUCAAACCUCCAAAGCAAUUGGAGUGGGCCAAGCAGCCUCAUAGUGAUAGUUCAGGCUCAAAUCAAUCAUUAUCCAAAGCUGAUGCCGCUCAAAUAAUAAGUAUAUGCUUUCAUGCACUCGUAGCUGCGGCACCUUUGUUGAAGGAUCCUAGGCAGUUGGCAAACAUGUCUCGUAUAAGAUCAUAUGGAAUUGCGUUGCCUGGAAGGGAAUCAUCCACAUCAGAAUCAGCCAGGUUAUGUCUUCAAUAUGAUGAUGCAUUUACAGAUGAAUUGGCAUUGAGAUUAGCUCGCCGAGUCUUCUCUGCUGUUUCCACGAGACGCAGGUUUUCCCAGCUAAUCCAGCUCCAACAAGAUAUUAGGGGUGAUGAGAACGAACAAGAUGGUUUCUUGGAAAUUAUUCUUGAUAGUCUCAAAUACCUCGAUCUAGAUAAGUCGCCUCUGCUCAACUUUACUGAUGUAGAACGGGAUUUGCAUGAGAAGAGAAUCCCUACCUUGAUACUCGAUUGGGCACGAACAGUAAUGUUACAAGAUUGGGAUGGCAAAGCAGAAGUUCCUUCCGAUGGGUCAUUUGGGGGUGCUUUAGAAACUAUUGCGACAAUAUACAGGAAUAGAAAAUCGCUUUUACUAGGAGACAUACAUUUUCGAACGGAAUAUUUUUCGGAUCGUCUAGAUAGUAUUGCUAUGCCGCUUGAGUGGCUGUCUUUCCAGGCAAAUAAACGUACCGUACAUUUACUCGAUUAUCCAUAUUUAUUCAACCCUUCAACGCUGGUCAACUACUUUCGAGCCAUCAAUUACUCACGGAUGAAUCAAUCGCAUGAGGAAGCAAAAUCCAUGUAUAACCUCGUUAGGACGCACGAAGGACUGAUCCCCAAUGAAGACCACCGACGUAAACUUCGGGAACGCCUUCACACAGCCACAUCAAGGUUCUUGGUCAUUGUAGUCAGCCGGGAAAAUCUACUGUCAGACGCUUUCAACGUGCUCUGGCGAAGAGAAGAACGUGAGUUGAUGCGACCAUUAAAGGUAUCAUUGGGUGGAGAAAUAGGAGAAGAAGGCGUCGAUAUGGGUGGAGUUCAGCAGGAGUUCUUUCGGAUAGCCAUGACUGAAGCUCUUAAUCCGGACUACGGGGUUUUCACAAUUGAUGGUACGACGAAAAUGACUUGGUUUCAACCAGGAUCGCCAGAGCCUCUAUGGAAAUUCGAGCUCAUCGGAACGAUCAUGUCUCUAGCAGUCUACAACGGCAUGACUCUACCUAUUACGUUUCCAAAAGCGUUUUAUAGAAAAUUACAGGGGGAAAGCAUCACAGAACUCCACCACAUCUCAGAUGGAUGGCCCGAGCUUGCUAAGGGUCUAACAGAUCUACUGGAAUGGGACGAAAAUAAAGGAGCUGUCGAAGACAUUUUUUGCCGAACAUAUGAAUUCAGUCAAUUUCAGUUCGGAAAACCAGUGAGCCGUGAAAUGAGCACCUCAUCUCAAUGGCCCAAGUAUUCGGAUGUCAAUAUAGGUGAAAGUAAUGAGGAUCCAGGCGAGGUAGAAGCACCUCUUGUCACGAAUGAAAAUCGCAAUAACUAUGUUAGUGAUUAUAUCAAUUGGCUUACUAACAUAUCUAUCCAACCUCAAUUCGAGGCAUUCAAGAAAGGAUUUUUUGCCUGUCUCGACCCUCGGUCCAUUUCCAUUUUCGACUCCGACACCCUCCAAUCUCUAGUGGAAGGCGUGCAAGAAAUCGACAUAGUCGAGAUGCAACGCGGCACUCAAUAUAUUGGGUACGAGGCCGGAGAUCGUGUUAUUCAAGAUUUCUGGUCGGUGGUUAAAGAAUACGACUUGGAAAAGAAGAAAAAGUUGUUGGAAUUUACCACGGCGUCGGAUAGGGUUCCUAUGGGUGGAAUGAGGAAUUUUCAACUCAGAAUUAUGAAGAAUGGGGCCACAGAUGAACAGUUACCGAGUAGUUAUACGUGCUUUCAGAAUUUACUCCUACCGAAUUAUUCGAGUAGACAAAUUUUGAAGGAGAGGUUUGAUAUUGCGUUGGAGCAUUCUAAGGGGUUUGGCUUCAAUUAA